CAUUCGCCGUGAUUGUAGCACAACCAUAGGAUUGCUCAUCGGACUGAAGUACAUGCGGGAAUCUAUUUAACUGACAUCAUAGCAGUAUGUAUUAUCGUACAAACUCGAAUGAUAUUUAUCACAAGUCGCCAAUUUGACCACAUUAGAUCAAUCAGCAGUAUAGAUGUAUCAAUCAGCCACAUUGCCAAACCUGUAAUUAAUCCACGAUUCAAAUUUCACUCUGACCCUUGUAAAGUUCAUUAAAGCCUCCAAUUUGAUACAUAAAAUUGCUAUUUCUAAACAUUUGAUGGACAUCUUUCAGUGGAACCCACAUGUAACAAACAGAAACGUCAAAUUGUGCCUACAGAGAAGAAGGAAAAUGAUAGAGAGAUGAGAUGGCAAAAGAACAGGAAUAUAACAGAGUACUAUCCCUCCCACGAGUCCCAAAUUUGUGGCCAGCAUUUGAAGCCACUUCCUUUCAUUCAAUUUCCCCAAACCUGGUAUACUUCUGAAAACCCAUGGCGGCCUCUUCUUCUUCCAUCACCCUCCAACCCCUUCACCAAGGUGCCCUCCUAAGAUCCAACUUCCUAGGGCAAAAGAACCUCAACACCAAGCGUCACAAGCCAUCCUACUCCUCGAUUCCCAAGGAUUCGAGGCUCAAGCAGGUAACAAGCGCCAAAUUCGACCUCUCCCAGCUCCUGGGAGGGAGGGGGCUAUGCAAUGGGGAGGAAGGCCUGGAGAAAGAACUCAAGAGGAGCGUCGAGCCGAUUGUCUCGGAUCCAGAUGAAGAAGGAAGUUCCGGGAGCGAGUUGCCGGAAGGUGUCCCAGAAGAUGGGUUUGACAAGGAAAUGAUGGGACUAACUGGUGGAUAUCCUGGUGGGGAGAAGGGGCUGCAGAAGUUCAUCGAGGAAAACCCUCCGCCUAAGAAGACUGAUUCGGGAGCUCUAGCAGGGAUUACUACAGCUGGAAAGAAGCCUAGAGCGCCCGAGUUGCCACUGCUAAUGCCUGGCAUGAUUGCUCUUGUGAAGAACACCAACAGUCCAUACUACAUGUACUGUGGCAUUGUACAGAGGAUUACAGAUGGGAAGGCUGGGGUUCUUCUAGAAGGAGGGGUCUGGGAUCGGUUGAUCACUUUCAGGCUCGAAGAACUCGAGCGCAGGGAGAAGGGUCCCCCAGGGAAAAAUCCUCGAUCGGUUGUCCUAGAAACUACAGCUCAGAAAGAUACAUGAUCUGUUUAGUCUUUUUGUUGUGUCUAAUAUAUGUAUGCAGUAUGUUCAUAUGUAUGCUUUUCCUGAUUUGUGCAGACUAGGCAGUAAUAAUGAGUUUGAUUUUUGUUAAGAUCUUGCAGUAUCAGGCACAGAUGGAAAAAUUAAUACAAGCAAGCAAACUUUUUAGUUUCUCCCCUCUGUUGUAGUAUGAAAAAAGAUCCAGUUUGGAAAUUGUGCUCUCGGCUUUGACAGAAAAUCAGUAUAUGAACUUUAGAUGUUCCAAGGACAUUCAAUUAGAAAAGACGCACCAUCGCGUUUUGAACUUCAACCAGAUGAUCAGAUGCAGCCGCCCAACUGCCAAGUAAACGUGAAAAUAGAGAUCAUUAGUGUACUCAACAAAUCUGUUCAACAGAUGCUCAAGCUAAAGUAAACCGUUUGUGGUCAUUUUUUCCCUCACGUAACGACCCAAAACUCAACACUCCUAGUUUAUAGCAGAAAAAUAAAUUUAGAGCUAUCACUGGCUUAGAAACGAUCUCGAGAGCAAUAAUGAAGUCCCAUUAUAAUUGAAAAAGGGCCUAGUGUGGAAAUCACUUUGUACCACAAGUUAAAAGCCUGAUCUUUUUUAGCUAUGAAAUUAGCUGACAACUCCAUUUUGAAACCACUAGGUAUAGUCUGUGCCAUUUAGCCAGUAAGAAGAUAUUGUCAUCCAGCAUUACUCCUAAGGCGAGUGACGAUGUAUGCAUGACAACAUUGAAGCAUGACAUAAUAAUGAGAAAAUAAGCAAAAUCACAGGCAAACAGUAAGCAUACAAGCUCUGAACCUACCAAGAUUGUCUCAAUCUCAUCACGAGAAACUGGCGUUCGUUUGGGCUGAAGAGAAGCUUGACCUCCAAGAGAUUUUGAAGCCUUAACACUGGAGAAGAAGUUUGAAAUAGCAUUUCCAGCAGCGGAAGCUCCUUCUGUCUUGGAAACAGAACCUGUGGAAGUAAAUUUGUCAGCUAAAUUCACAAAGGUGGUGAGCAGUGACAUACCAAUUCCAGCUUCUACCCUUAUAUUCACCCUUUUCCAUAGCUAGUCGAAUCACAAUUCAAAACUUGACAUAAAGCAUUUGCCUCAAAAGGACGCAUACAUCACGGUUUUGCCAAACUCGCACUAGACAUAGUUUACCUUCUCUUGCUAAAAUACCUAGAACAAUUGACAGUCCAAAGCCUUACAAACAAUGAAAUCAUAGCAUCUCCUAAUACAUUGUCUACUUCUAAUAUCCACACCUGCAUAUCGAGUAUCAAACAUCAUCCAUCCUUGAACCAUUCAAGAUAAGAAUCCUCAUCAAUUAACACAGUUUCUUAAACUUCUCGUUCAACAAGACAUCCCCAAUAUCUUUACCACAAUAGAACGCAGAUCCAGACCUAUCCUUCACACCAAGAAACGCAUCAAAACUAAAACCAGAAGCUUGCUAAAACGAUCCAGCUCCCCCAGACAAUAAAGGAAAAAAGUUCCUUAAUUUUCACAGAAGCCAAGCACAGCACUACGCAACAAUCAAUCCGAGCAAACCCCAAGCAGCGUAUUCCCCAAGCCAACAACCGAAGCUAAGCCUUCAAAAUUACGACUCCAUUCACAUUCUAAUGAAUACAUGUUCAUUACAUCUCAACUAAGGUUCUCAACCAUCGUCGAACUCGUAUCCGGAAACUGAAAUUCGAGCGUCGCUCUGAGCCGUACCGAGAAAAAGAUCCGAGAGACAUUGCCAAUAACUCAGAACGUUCAAAAAUCUUUCCGCUGAAGGAAUCGGAGAUUGGUUCUUACCUGUGGAAGGAUUGGGGCGCCGCUGGGGGAACUUGAUGCUAGGGAUUCGCUUCAACGCCUGUGCUACUCCUGCCAUUGUUUUUCUUCCUUCUUCUUUCUUUCGUUCUUUCUCCGCUGACCCUUUCCUUUUCUUUCCGCCGGAACAAAUGGAAGCUGCAAGACAAUUCCCGGUCGUGUUUCGUACCAAAAGAAGAGGAAAAUAAUAAUAAAGAAUUCCC
This is a messenger RNA of Linum trigynum, 3204 nucleotides long. The record is from the annotation of a GenBank genome assembly. Lineage: Eukaryota; Viridiplantae; Streptophyta; Magnoliopsida; Malpighiales; Linaceae.